This is a messenger RNA of Salvia miltiorrhiza (redroot sage), 1761 nucleotides long. RefSeq names its product chromatin remodeling protein EBS-like. The record is from RefSeq and is a predicted model, not a curated record. Lineage: Eukaryota; Viridiplantae; Streptophyta; Magnoliopsida; Lamiales; Lamiaceae. The transcript has 4 exons. The coding region runs from base 308 to 1021 and encodes 237 amino acids. Gene Ontology annotation, molecular function: chromatin binding.
AUCUCGUAAAAUAGUGACACAAAAAAAGUCAUAAAAAAAAUUAAAAUGAGAAAAAAUAGAAAAAAGAAGAAGGGGACGGCCAGGGGCAGACUGAACUCCAACCAGUGUUUCUUCACCAAAUUCCUCCACCCCUCUCUCUCUCCUCGAAUCCAGUUUCUAGGGUUUCUGCUUCUCUAUCUAAAUUCCUGCAUACCGGAGUCAAAUUCAUCUGCAACUCGGGGGUGACGAUUAAUUAUUAUAAUCUUUUUAUUUGGCUGAAAUUUUCAAGAGAAGUCACUCAAUCUAGCUGCUCAGCUGCGAGAAAGGGAUGGCGAAGACGAAGCCCGGAAAAAAGGACCUCGAUUCUUACAAUAUCAAGGGCACCAACAAAGUCGUGAGACCGGGAGAUUGUGUGUUAAUGAGACCAUCUGACUCAGACAAGGCCCCGUACGUGGCCAAAGUGGAGAAUAUCGAAGCUGACCAUAGGAACAAUGUGAAAGUACGUGUGAGGUGGUACUACCGCCCUGAGGAAUCCAUCGGGGGUCGCAGGCAGUUCCAUGGUGCAAAGGAGCUCUUCUUGUCCGAUCACUUUGAUGUGCAGAGUGCUCACACUAUCGAAGGCAAGUGCAUUGUGCAUUCCUUCAAGAACUACACCAAGCUCGAAAAUGUUGGCACAGAGGAUUACUUUUGUAGGUUUGAGUACAAGGCUGCGACUGGAGGGUUUACUCCUGACCGUGUGGCUGUGUAUUGCAAAUGUGAGAUGCCUUAUAACCCCGAUGAUCUCAUGGUGCAAUGUGAGGGAUGCAAGGACUGGUUUCAUCCUUCGUGUAUGGGCAUGGCCAUUGAAGAAGCGAAGAAAUUAGACCAUUUCUUAUGCUCUGAUUGUUCAUCAGAUGACGAUGCCAAAAGGUCAUUGAACUCUUUUCCGGUCUCAACUGCUGAUGAGGGAAAGGUAAGAGAUGCUUCUCCAUUUUCGAAUAUGUUUAUAAUACGACAAUGGUCAUGUGAUUACCUGGAUUUAUUCUGUUCAAUUUGGGUGUAGAACAUGGUAGGUAGAUAAUUUUUUACUUGAUGCCGAAUAUUUUACAUAGAACAUUUAUGAAAAUAGACUAGUGAGGUAAAAAGGCAAGGGAGGAGUGGUUUUAGUGGCGCUGAGCUUUUACAUUGUCAGUUUACAUUAAAGAAGUUAUAGUGUGUUUCCGAAACCAUUUUGACUAUUUUCAGACCUCAGCUACUUGUUAGUCCGAUACUUAAAAUCGGGCCCACUUGAAACAUUCCUUCCAUGAAAAGUUAAGACCCAUCUCUAAAACCACUUUUAGCGAUAUAUGAAUGUUUCUGCAUCUCUAUUGUGCUAUUCACUGUGAACGGCAAAAAUAACGAGCUUGCAAUUUGUGCACAAUGUGAAUUAGCCUCUCCACACUCAUGGCUGCCAUCCUAUCAGUUUUCUUAUUUCUUGAAGUUUAACUUGCCCACACUGAGCCAUUUUUGCAUUCCCGUUUGAUUACUAGGUCGAGCCAAAGCGCAGAAAGAGGUGACACAUUCGUCCCCGUUGCAUCACGAGGUUGUACCCUUUUCUUGCAUAGCAGCACAUAGUAGCUCUAGUAUUAUUGUUGUAUCAUGGAAUUGUACAGUGCAGAGAGAUGCUGAACAUAAAGAAAGCCCGAGGCUUUUCCCCACUAUCUAUGGCUACUUUUGUUAAUCUGUUUACCACUUCUGCACUGACUAAGAUAUUAACUAUUGCACGACUACGAAUGGGAAUGGAGCGUGACAGUCACGAAAACA